UGUUGUGCACUGAACCAUACGACUUCAAAUGUCCUUCACAAGCUAGCUGGAAACUUCGAGCACAACUAAAGUGUAACAACACGAGGAAUUACUUUUGCUUGUUUAACAAUGUGGCAGGGAGAUAUGUUGAAGGAUGUAAUGGACCAGACUGGGAUAGAAAAGGAAGCAAGCGAAUUUAUGUCGGAGACUUUAGCAGAGACAAAUGUACAAACAAACGUUUUCAGCCAUUUUUAUUUUGGACCAAUGGAAGCAUGACUGCUUGUGUCUAUGAAAAAUCACAUUGCAAUGAGGAAGGACAAGUAAUAUACAGUGACAAUUCAACAAAGGAUGAUAGAGCAUGCCGGUGUGACUAUAAAAAGGGCUAUUCAUUCAUUAAAACACCGAGAAAUGUUUGUUACUGUAUACCAACAGAAGAAGAUUGCUCUUGCUAUGAUACAUCAUACUCAACUAACUCAACAAUAUCAGCAGAUGAUAGUUGCACCCAAAGUGGCAUAAAGGAAAACCCAAACUGUAUUGAUAUAACAAAAUUUAACAAAACCAUGCCAGAGAAAAAUGAAAAAGAACGAAUACUUAUAAGAAUAGAAAAUUCCAACUUCAGACGGAUUUACAAAACGGACACUACCAUAUUCACGAUAUUAGUUCUGCUUUGUUUCAUGACUAUAUUUGUUGCAGGAGGAUUUGUCUUUGCUCUAUUAUUUGAUGAAUGGACAAGCAAAAAGCUCCAACCAUUGGAAAUGUACUUUUGCAGAAAACAUAAAGCAGGAAAAGAACGACUAAACGUAGAAGAACUUCAGCCAAUAAAAAGGAGUGAAAUAACAGCAGACGAAAUGAACUUUUUGCGGAUAGUACAUCUUCUGGUCAGAGUGGCUUGUCCAGUUGUCCGCAGUAUUUUCAACAGUGAGAUCCAACCUAACCAGUUACGAAAAACACUUUAUAGGAACAAGCAAAAAAUUGUUAAACGGUACAGAAAGAAAGAUACAUUCAUCAAUGACUUUCAUUGGAGUAAAUUAUUUGCACCAGACAUAGGUACAAAGUAA
Messenger RNA from Mytilus californianus (California mussel), 1037 nucleotides. RefSeq lists its product as uncharacterized. The coding region runs from base 252 to 1037 and encodes 261 amino acids. The record is from RefSeq and is a predicted model, not a curated record. NCBI's taxonomy places the organism in Eukaryota, Metazoa, Mollusca, Bivalvia, Mytilida, Mytilidae. The transcript is spliced from 8 exons.